CAGUAUCAAGGUCCUGUGUGUUGCCAGUAGCAAAAUAUUCAAACUCAGCUUCCCAGUCUCUUUUUCUAGGUGGUGGUUUACUGCCCAUUCACUGGUAUUGAGCAAACCUUCCCGUGUGGAAAAUGGCUGGAUGAAGAUGAAGGUGAUGGUCUCAUAGAACGGGAGCUUUAUGAAAUGGUCUCUCUGCGCCAGAGAAGACUGAAAAAAAACCCCUGGUCUCUGUGGAUCUGGACAAGUGAUAUUAAGAAUGCAGGGACGGAUGCCACCAUCUUCUUCCAGAUUUAUGGAGACAAGGGGAAGUCAGAUGAGAUGAAGCUGGACAACAAUUCAGACAACUUUGAAACUGGGCAGACUGACAAGUUCAUGAUCGAGCUCCCUGAUCUGGGCACAUUUUACAAGCUUCGGAUAUGGCAUGAGAAAAGAAAUCCCUUUGCUGGCUGGCAUCUGAAUAAGGUAACUCUGCUGAAAACGCUGACAAAAGAAAAAUACUCAUUCAGCUGCGGCCGCUGGCUAGAUAUAAAUGAAGACGACAAUGAGAUCGUGCGGGAGCUCCCUGCGGAGGGAUCUCUAGUGACUGAAGUCAUGCCAGUGAUAAAAUACCGGGUGACAGUUUGCACUGGGACGGUAAGUGGGAGUGGCACAGAUGCCAAUGUCUUUGUCUGCCUCAUUGGUGACCAGGGAGACACGGGAGAACGCGUUCUUUACAACUGCAUCAACACUGUCAAUAAAUUUGAAAAAGGCAACGUAAGUUCACAUAGCAGCUCCUUAAGGCAGGUUUUAAAGUGUGUGAUGGUUUGUAGAUACUUUUUUUUUUGAGAUACGUAUUUGUAAUCUUGGAUUAUUUCCUUGCCAGUUUGGGGUAGGGCAGUAGGGAGAAAUAAAUCAUGUCCACAGAGCAUCAUAACAGGUUGCAGCUGGGGGGAGUUUAGGGCAGGGACAGUGUGCCCUUGCUUGACAUCAGUAUGUUCAUAGAUGAGUCUCCUGGCUUGCUCCCCAGCUGAGUACUCACUGUUGAAAUUGCAUCUUCAGGUGGGGAAGGCUUUCAGAAAAUCUGUCCAUCUUCCAAGAACAAGAGAGAGACUUUCCCCCUCCAUCUAAUAUGGCAAAAAUGUGGCUCCUGGGGCAAAGGAAAAAAAAGUGUCUUAUUUAAUGUGAAAAUCUGAACCAAAAGCCCAACAUGUUUCCUUUGUAUUUCCUCCAGUCUCCUCUCAACCACGGUGCACUCAAAUUUUGUGUCUUAUUUUCAAUCUGUUUUUCAACAUGUUUUUGUAUGCCCAUGUCCUGAAUGGAGGGUGGUGGAAAUGGCCCAAACUGAAGGUAAUUUGUUACCUGGAAAGCUAGGGAUAAUGAAGAGGGCAAACUGUAGUUACAGCUCUUGCAGCAUUAACAAGCAAAUAGUGUGCUAUAGUUUGAUCUAUAAGGUCAACCUACUUAAUAUAUAUAUUCAAUUAUGAGGCACAUCUUGGAUCUCUAGGGUCCAACUUAGACUGGUAAAAUGUGAUCACUAUCUC
Phalacrocorax carbo (great cormorant) is the source of this 1511-nucleotide messenger RNA. The record is from RefSeq and is a predicted model, not a curated record. NCBI's taxonomy places the organism in Eukaryota, Metazoa, Chordata, Aves, Suliformes, Phalacrocoracidae.